Molecule: messenger RNA, 750 nt
Organism: Centruroides sculpturatus (bark scorpion)
Lineage: Eukaryota; Metazoa; Arthropoda; Arachnida; Scorpiones; Buthidae
Product: zinc finger protein 84-like
Exons: 5
Biological process (GO): regulation of transcription by RNA polymerase II
Molecular function (GO): RNA polymerase II cis-regulatory region sequence-specific DNA binding; DNA-binding transcription factor activity
Source: RefSeq, a predicted model, not a curated record
AAUCGAGAACAUUUACAAGCAAAGUCUUCUCAAAGUUCAUCGAAAGAACCGAAUGAAAGAAAACAUCAAUGUGACAAGUGCCCCAAAAAGUUUUUAUAUAAAUCACAAUUACAAAGACACGUGAGAUCACAUACAGGAGAACGACCAUUUUUGUGUCAGAUCUGCAAAAAGGCUUUCACACAAAAGGCACAUUUAAAAGGACAUAUGGCAUUAAUGCAUUUGAAUGAGGAAACUGUAUCUUUGUCUCAGGAUAAGAAACAUCAAUGUAGUGAAUGUGGGAAAACAUUUUCUAAAAAAUGUCUCUUAGACAUUCAUAUCAGAAUUCACACUGGUGAGAAAACGUUUCUUUGCGAAAUUUGCGGAAAAACUUUUUCUCAGUAUGGAACUUUAUUUAGACACAGAAAAAUACAUUUUCGAGAAUUCGAAUGCAACUAUGAUGGUUGCGAUUUCAGUACAGACCAUUAUUUCAAAUUGCUAAGACACGUGAAUCGAGAACAUUUACAAGCAAAGUCUUCUCAAAGUUCAUCGAAAGAACCGAAUGAAAGAAAACAUCAAUGUGACAAGUGCCCCAAAAAGUUUUUAUAUAAAUCACAAUUACAAAGACACGUGAGAUCACAUACAGGAGAACGACCAUUUUUGUGUCAGAUCUGCAAAAAGGCUUUCACACAAAAGGCACAUUUAAAAGGACAUAUGGCAUUAAUGCAUUUGAAUGAGGAAACUGUAUCUUUGUCUCAGAUUGUGACAAUUUAG